AAUUUAUUUAAAUUAUUAUAAACUACAUACAAAAUACAUAAAUAUAUAUAAAAUACUAUUAUAUAAAUUUAUUUAAUAUUAUAUUAAUCUCUAUUACAAAAAAAAAAAAUCUGUAAUUAGCAAUAUUCAUACUUUAAAAAUUUUAUAUUUAGAAAGAAAUCGCUUUUACAGAUCAUCUAUUCCGCCUUACUAUUAUGCUUUUUUAAAGGUUUAUAAUUUCAAAAUAGACCAAAUACAUUCAAUUAAAUUUAAAUCGGCACCCUUUGGUGGCCAAUAAAGGCAAUUGAUUCCAUUUCUCACUUUCUGUUUUAUUUAAAUAUCCACCCUUAUUAGGAAUUAGAAUAAAUAAGAACCAAGAAAAUCUCUGAUAAAUAUUCUAAAUUCUUUUUAACAUCUCUCUGUUUAUUAAAUUAAAUAUAAAUUAUUAUCAUUGAAGAAAUUUUUAUAAGCUUUACUUAUUAAUUAAUUGAAAAAUAAAAGUAUUUUAAAAGAAGAAAGGAAAAAAAGUUUAUAUACACUCUCAUAUUUAAGCUUAUCUAAUAAAAGAUGGAUACUUUUAAUAAUUUAACGGGAUAAUCAAAGAAUAUUUAUCAUAAAAGAGAAGAUGAGAUGAAAAUAGCGGAAUCCAUUUAUGUUCAAUCAUUCUUGAGAAAUCAGUAGCAAGGUAGUAGUGAUAUUUUUUAAAAAGUGGAAGAAAAAGUUAAAUCUAUCAACCCACAUUUGAAAGGGAUAGUUAAGGAAGACUUAAUGCUUUCAAGCUGCUGUACUCUAACUAAAAAUGUUGUGAACUAAAAAUCAGAAAUAGUGAAAAAAUUAGAAUAAGAGUCUUAAUAUUAUAUGGAUUAGAAGAUUUUAAAUAUAUAAUAAAAAAAUUAGCCUUUAAAUAAAUUAAAUUCUUAAGACUAAAAAGAUAUUUUGAAAGCUGCUUUAUUCCAAUACUUCAGAUAGGAAGGUUGUUAAGUUUAAAUUACUAGUAAUAUCAACAACGAUUAAACAUACGCCAAUUCUUACUAGUCCCAGCUAGUAUUAACUGGGUAAACAGAUAAACUUAAGUAUCUUUAAGUGGGUAUUAAUGAUCAGUUUUAUACUUACUAAAAGAUUGUUUCAGACGAUGUAACAAAAAAAGAAGUUAUUUCAAAAUUCUUAAAGGCUACUUCAAAUCAAUAUGGAGUUUCUAAAGACCGUAUUACUAUCUUAGACAUAUAAUAAGGCUGUUAAAGUAUGGUCAAUUUUAUUUUUUCAAUCAAAGGCUUAAAAACUGAUCAAAUAUUUAAGACUGCAAUAGACUAAUACUAAAUAGAGUUUCCAAAAGCUUAAAUAUCUGCUAUGGCUAAGUCUCUAAUUGAUAACUAUUAGAUCAGUGAUGAAUACUUGGAUGAGAGGUUUAAUAUGUAUUGGGGCGAUAGUUACAGUACAUAAAUAGACUACAGAGGAUCUCUUCCUAGAUAAGGCUACGGCUCAGUACCUUAAAGAUACUAUUUCCCUGUAGGCUUUUAAGGUUAUGGCAUUAACGUAUAGAAAUGGCUUGCAGUAGAUUAAUCAUGGUUUGGUCAAAGUAAAGAUAAAAAUGUAUGGAUUGUGCUUUAUCAUGCAACUAAUGAAAACGGAUUAAAAGGUAUUUCUUCAUCUUAUAUUAAACCUGGAUUAAAUAAUGCUUAUGGAGGAACAUAAUGUAGGUUAACAAAUAAAACAAUUUUAAGUGGAGCUGGGGCUAAUACUUACUUCUCAGAUCGUGCAAGUGGACCUAAUUCAUCAGAAGGCUAUGGAGGAAAAAUAUAAUUGGGAAAUAAAAAUUAUAUUAUAAUGUUCUAAUGCAGAGUUAAUCCCAUUCAUGUAAGAAGUCCUUAUAAUAUGGAAAGUUACUACACUGUCGAAUAAGAAUAUGCAAAAUAAAGUGUGAGGCCAUACAGAAUACUCCUUAAAGAAGUUUGA
Molecule: messenger RNA, 1932 nt
Organism: Tetrahymena thermophila SB210
Lineage: Eukaryota; Ciliophora; Oligohymenophorea; Hymenostomatida; Tetrahymenidae
Product: kinase domain protein
Exons: 1
Source: RefSeq, a predicted model, not a curated record